This is a messenger RNA of Psammomys obesus (fat sand rat), 6759 nucleotides long. It is a transcript of the gene Wdr26, whose product is annotated as WD repeat domain 26. The coding region runs from base 529 to 2454 and encodes 641 amino acids. Gene Ontology annotation, biological process: proteasome-mediated ubiquitin-dependent protein catabolic process. Gene Ontology annotation, cellular component: GID complex. The record is from RefSeq and is a predicted model, not a curated record. NCBI's taxonomy places the organism in Eukaryota, Metazoa, Chordata, Mammalia, Rodentia, Muridae. The transcript is spliced from 14 exons. Gene Ontology annotation, molecular function: protein binding.
GCUGGGGGAAGAAUCAACACACCAGGGAGCGGAGCGGCGCGGACCGAGCACCCGAGGCGGCUGCUGCCUCCGCCGCCGCCGCCGCCGCCGCCGCCGCCAGGGCUCCAGCUGCGGGCCCGCGCCCCCCCCCAGUGCCCGCGAGCCCCCGGGCCGCGCCGCGAGCGCCUCCGGAGGGGGGGGGAAGGGCCCGGUCCUCCUUCUCCCCCUCCUCCCGCCCCGCCGACCCCCGCCGCGCCCCGCCGGCCUCCCACCACGGCCUCUCUCGGCGAGGAAACUCUGGCCUCCGCUUCCUCCUCCUCCGACUCGGACGCCGGCGGAGCCUCCCCGCCCCCGCGGAAGAAGCCCCGAGCCUCGGCGGCGGAGGGAGCAGGAGAGCCCGGGGCCUCGGCCGGCCGAGCAGGCCUCCCCCCCGCGCCCUCGCCCUCGCCCGCCGCCUCCUCCUCCGUGGUGGUGGUGGUGGGACUGCCUCCGGCCGCCCCCGCCGUCCUCCAGCGGAGCAGCGGCCACAGCCUGGUCAGCGGCGGCACCAUGCAGGCCAACGGGGCGGGAGGAGGCGGCGGCGGGGGCGGCGGGGGCCAGGGCCAGACCCCGGAGCUCGCCUGCCUGUCGGCGCAGAACGGGGAGUCGUCCCCCUCGGCGGCGUCCGCGGGGGACCUGGCCCACGCCAACGGGCUCCUGCCUGCCGCCCCCUCCGCCGCUGGCAACAAUAGCAACAGCCUGAGUGUCAAUAACGGGGUUCCCGGCGGGGCCGCCGCGGCCUCCGCCACCGCCGCCGCCGCCCUGGCCACCCCCGAUCUGGGCAGCAGCCUCAAGAAGAAGAAGCGGCUCUCGCAGUCCGACGAGGAUGUCAUUAGGCUCAUAGGACAGCACCUCAAUGGCCUAGGGCUCAACCAGACUGUUGAUCUCCUCAUGCAAGAGUCAGGAUGUCGUUUAGAGCAUCCUUCUGCUACCAAAUUCCGAAAUCAUGUCAUGGAAGGAGACUGGGAUAAGGCAGAAAAUGACCUGAAUGAACUAAAGCCUUUAGUGCAUUCUCCUCAUGCUAUUGUGGUAAGAGGCGCACUUGAAAUCUCUCAAACGUUGUUGGGAAUAAUUGUGAGGAUGAAGUUUCUGCUGCUGCAGCAGAAGUACCUGGAGUACCUGGAGGAUGGCAAGGUCCUGGAGGCACUUCAAGUUCUACGCUGUGAGCUGACACCGCUGAAGUACAAUACAGAACGCAUCCAUGUUCUUAGUGGGUAUCUGAUGUGUAGCCACGCAGAAGACCUACGGGCCAAAGCUGAAUGGGAAGGCAAGGGGACAGCUUCCCGGUCCAAACUCCUGGACAAGCUUCAGACCUAUUUACCGCCAUCAGUGAUGCUCCCCCCACGGCGUUUACAGGCCCUCCUGCGACAGGCGGUGGAGCUACAAAGGGACCGGUGCCUGUUCCACAAUACCAAACUCGACAGUAGCCUAGACUCCACGUCUCUGCUUACAGACCAUGUUUGUAGUAGGAGGCAGUUCCCCUGUUACACUCAGCAGAUACUUACAGAGCAUUGUAAUGAAGUGUGGUUCUGUAAAUUCUCUAAUGAUGGCACUAAACUAGCAACAGGAUCAAAGGAUACCACAGUUAUCAUAUGGCAAGUUGAUCCGGAUACGCAUCUGCUAAAACUGCUUAAAACAUUAGAAGGACAUGCCUAUGGUGUCUCUUACAUUGCGUGGAGUCCAGAUGACAGCUACCUUGUUGCUUGUGGUCCAGAUGACUGCUCUGAGCUUUGGCUUUGGAAUGUACAAACGGGAGAAUUAAGAACAAAAAUGAGCCAAUCUCAUGAAGACAGUUUGACCAGUGUAGCCUGGAAUCCAGAUGGGAAACGCUUUGUGACAGGAGGUCAGCGUGGGCAGUUCUAUCAGUGUGACCUGGAUGGAAAUCUUUUGGACUCCUGGGAGGGGGUGAGAGUGCAGUGCCUAUGGUGCUUGAGUGAUGGGAAGACUGUACUGGCUUCUGACACACACCAGAGAAUCCGGGGCUACAACUUCGAGGACCUUACAGAUAGAAACAUAGUACAGGAAGAUCAUCCUAUUAUGUCAUUUACAAUUUCAAAAAAUGGCCGAUUAGCUUUGUUAAAUGUAGCAACUCAGGGAGUUCACUUAUGGGACUUGCAAGACAGAGUUUUAGUAAGGAAGUAUCAAGGUGUUACACAAGGGUUUUAUACAAUUCAUUCAUGUUUUGGAGGCCAUAAUGAAGACUUCAUCGCUAGUGGCAGUGAAGAUCACAAGGUUUACAUCUGGCACAAACGGAGCGAACUGCCAAUUGCGGAGCUGACAGGGCACACGCGCACAGUGAAUUGUGUUAGCUGGAACCCACAGAUUCCAUCCAUGAUGGCCAGUGCCUCAGAUGAUGGCACUGUUAGAAUAUGGGGACCAGCACCUUUUAUAGACCACCAGAAUAUUGAAGAGGAAUGCAGUAGCAUGGAUAGUUGAUGGCGAAUUUGGAGCAGACGACUUCUGUUUAACUUAAAAUUAGUCGUAUUUUAAUGGCUUGGGAUUUGGUGCAAACAAACAUGAUUGAUAGCUGGACAGACAUGCUCGUCAUGAAAAAAGAACCAUUUCUGAAGCCCGAUUGGGGCCAAACAUUUACACCUUGCUUCAUAGUAACCAGUUGAUGAAGCACGUCGUUAGAACGUUGUCGGACACCAUGUUGAAUUAUUCCCCAUCGGUUGUGAAGAACUGUGCUACAUUCAGGCUUACCCAUUGAACUCAGUAUAUAUAUUUUUUCCUCCUGCCUUUUGUCUGGUGGGAUACCAUUCUUGUUGCUCUUCUGUGUAAUGAAGUUCAAAUGCUUGUUUGGAAACUUUAUUUAACAGUUUAGAAGGCUUGAUAGGAAGAGUUCAUUAGUCUGAAGAGUAUACAUUGGACAGGAAAGAAUUUUCUUUUGUUUCUCCAAAUCUUUCCGCCUUAUUUAGCUUGAGAUCUUUGCAGCUUGGUUCAUGGAUUCUAGCCUUGCCCGUUGCGCAGUAUAUACUGAUCAGAUGAUAAACCAGUGAACUAUGUCAAAAGCACUCUCAAUAUUACAUUUGACAAAAAGUUUUGUACUUUUCACAAAGCUUGUUGCCCCGUAAAAGGGUUAACAGCACAAUUUUUUAAAAAUAAAUUAAGAAGUAUUUAUAGGAUUAAAGUGACUUCAUUUGUAUACACUUGGAAUCUAAACCAGCUUGGAAAACAGCUUCCUCUGUGACUCAGAUACGCAGUGUAAUGAUGCUCUUGUGGAGUGCCACCUGAGACACGGCAUGGCCAGACAGUGCUCACAAGGACGUGGCACAGGAAAGCCAGAGAGAUACUUUGAAGGUUCCCUUUUUUAUUUUAUUCUCGAAGGAACAUCAGUAGCUGAUAUUGAAGAAGUACAUCAGCCGUCAGUCCAGGUUUUCAAGAAAGCUUGUUCCAAGUUCUUCUGGACUUGGGAGUCAUUUUGGUGUGAUCUAGCAAAAGUAGUGAUCAGAAGAUAGACCACUUGGGGAUUUAUAGUGUAGUUAAAUCUUAGAAGAAUUCAGAAGGCUACAAACAUAUAUGUAAACUGGAAUUAAAAACCUGAGUCAUUUUUCCUAAUUGCCCUUGAUGUCCAACAUAAAGGGAUACUUGGAUUAAAGAAGAUUCCUUCUCAGAUGUUGCCAUACUGAACCUCAUUCAAACUGGUGCUGUGGACAGUCUUUCCCUCCCCUCUUAAUUUAAGGGAUUGUUUCCUUUAUGGGGGGAAAAAAAGUCUUCUCAUUUUGAAGACUUUACAUCUAACGUAAGCCUGAUGUUCUUGGUGUAUCUUACAUCCCAUAACUGGGUCUUAACUGCUGGGUCCAACAGUCUCCCUUGAAAUUCCCUGUUUUUCAAUAGAGGACAAUCAGGGUGACCACAGCUAUUGGAAAAAGAUGUGGGAUUACUCCCAACAUAAGAUCUUGGUGAAGAAAAAUAAUUUGUAACCUACUUGCCCUUGAGGCCAAGCUAAGUCCAUAGCAUUCUCACCAUGAUCAUCCCCCUUCAGAACCCUAAAAGAAGUGAGAGGCUUGUGUUGAGGAAUCUUUCCAUUCUUGGGGGGAGGGGGUCAUAGGGAGUGAAAAGUCAGGAAAAGGGAGAAAACACAUUUGGCCUUAAGAUAGUGUUCAUUCUCCCAAAGCUCAUAGUAAGGAAAUGACAGGUCAUAGCAGAUUCUUUAAUCAAGUUGGUAUGUAAAAGAUUCCUUUAAGCUUCAUUUUGCAGAGACCACCACUUUAGAAAAGCAGAGAAAUCCUGUUUUGAUACUUCUCUAAGUUAAAAUAAUAUGUUACCUUUUACCUGGUACUUUAUUUUCUUGACUAAAAUUACUUUCAUUUUAAGCUUGAAUAAAAAUUUUCAUUCAUAACUGUAUAUAAUUAAGUGGCAACUCCUCUUUACCUCAGUGCAGUUAAAACAUAUUUUGAUUGAUAGACCCUGAAGCCAUUAAUACAUACACCCCAGUCUCUACAGUAACAAUCACUAACAUAAUGUGGGCAUAGAACUCCACAGCUGUAUACAGAUGUGGUUACAUUGUACUACAUGGCAUGUUAACACUCUCGUAAUUGUGCCCAUCAGGGCAAUUUGGCACUCACAAUCUGCUAGUGCACCCAGUCGCACCUAGAUCUGAGUUUUCACAGUGCUUCUGAAGUAGUUAAAAACACUUGGAAGUAAAACUGCACUGAAAGUGAAGGACAUUUUACAAGAACAUAACUCCUGUUAAAAUGGAGUUACAACUAUGCAAAGGUGUUUGUAGCAGCUAGGGGAGUUUGGUUUCCAGGCCUGUCAUAAUUGACAGCUUCCUGUAUAUACUGGUACUUCAAUGUGCCAACUUGCUGUGAGCGUCUGUUUCAUAUAUUUGCCAUGAAGUGAUUGUGGUAGAAAGGUGGGAAAGAUGGUGAAGAAACCUAGAGUUUAUGAUGGAAGAACCUGGUGGCAGGAUUUUUCUAACCCGUAGCUACUAAGUGAAAAUCUCUGACAAUGUGAUAAACUACAUAAAGGCUUAGAAAAUUCAAGCCAACCACAAGAUACUAAAACAAUGUAUAAACUGAAAAGUACCAAUACUUUUUGCACAUAGAUCAAAAUAGUGGAGAAUUUUGGCUCCAAAAAUCAGGUUAGUAGGCUCAAUUCCAUGUGCUUAAAAUGUUUGUUGUUAAUGCAUUGAUUAAGGGCUAGAGCAAGAAUGAAAUUAAAUGUCUUUUUCCUCUAACUGGUUUUUAGUGGUAAAGUGUUGGAUUUGGGGAUCACUGAGGUUGGUUUGUGGGUGGUGAUGAAAAGAAUUAGAGUGGGCAUUAGUUGGGGAAAGUGAGAAAACUUCAUAUUUGGGUGUAUUCUAUUAGUAUUCAUGCCGGCUGUACUUUCUUGCUCUUCCUGGCCAGGUAAAUGUGUUCUAGUAACCCAGGUAAGUAGUUAAAACAGGGAAUUUUAUUUGCAAAUGUCCCCAUAAAUUGUCCCGUUUUAUUGGGUGGGAGAAGAAAAAGGGAAUUCUCUGACUAUAAGAAAUUAAAGUAUCAAAGAGCAAUCUUGUCACUGAUUCCUUAAAGAAAACAUAAGCAGUAAUUCUGCAAGAGUAGUUGAUUAGGAAUGCUCUGCCCCGACUGGCAUUCUGUGGCAUUAAUAGAAAAUUCUUCUUUCCCACCCCUCCCCAUCUCGAAAUUUUCUUUUUUAGGAUGUUGGUUCCUGCAAACAAGAACUGACCCUCUGCCUCACAGUGGGUAAAUGUAUCGCACAUCUCUUGAAAGGGAACAUACUCAUGUCACUUACUUUACAGCAGAAGAAUGGGGAGGAAAAAAAAUUGUCUUUUAUCUUUUGUGUCCCAUUUUUUAAAAUAUAUUCUUACCUAGCAAUUUUACUUUAAUGUCUCACUUAGACUUAAGCAACUCUCCCUUUGUGUUGCUGGCCAAAGCAUUACCCCCCCCCCCCCAUUUCCAGAACCAUACCAGAUCGCUUCAGUUGCUAACUUAAAAGAGUGAACUUGCAUUUACACUUUGUAAAACCAGGGUGGACUUAAUCUAAACUUUACAGUGUUGAGCUAUUGUUACAGUAGCUGCCCUAGAGUUGCAGAAACAAGCUGUACAAACCCAUCCCUGUCUACUUACCCAGACAGCCUGGAGUUAAUGAAGUUAAUAAAAAUUGUGUGCAUGUAUGUUUGAGAAAGAAAACUUGAUUCAUACACACUCUAGAAAGAACCUCGAGGUCAUCGUUUGUGCAGAAAGUCUCGUGCCCUCUCGAGUUUAAAGUUUGGUCAAUACUUGUCUAUUUUUAUAAGAGUGAAAUUGUGCCCCAUCUUUAACCUAAGACAUUUACAUUAUCAGGAUCAAUAUGCUAGAAUUAAAUCAUAACAUUUUUAGGCUCAGAAGGAGGAGAUGUUAAUUGUCUCUUUGAAAGUGUGUGUGUGCGCGUACGCAUGCACGUACUUGCCUGCGUGUGUGUGUGUGUGUGUGUGUGUGUGUGUGUGUGUGUGUGUGUUUUGAGGGGAAUAGAUCACAAAAGCAUGUAUGUGCUUAUAAACCAAGCUGUAGAGAUCAUGUAAAGAACUUGGGUGUUAUUUUGGAGAUUUCUGAGCUAUGGAAAAUAAUAUGGCAUUGUGAUGCGAUGUGGCUAACAGAGCUGUUGGUAUGGAGAAACAGUUAACUGUGGACUGCUAUAAGAUGUUUCCAGAGGACUGUGUUCUUAAACUUUGGGGUUUGCUUUUUUAACUGCCUCUCAGAUUAUAUUUAGUAGUUUAAAUUUCUUUGUUUUAUUAUUUCAUUAAAGUAUAAGAACUUC